CGUGACUCGGGGAAGAUGGCCGCGCUGACGGAGGAGGUCUUUGCAGCUCUCCAGAGCCUGCUGAAGCCAAAGACCAAGAAAGGGGCGGCUUAGGAAGACAGAAAACUUUUAGACAGUCACUGCUCAACUCCACCCAAACACCGCUGAAAACACUGUGGCUCCACUGUGCCGCUCCACUGUACGGCAACAAAGUCUGAGAGGGAACACCCCCAUCGGGGCAGAGGAGGCCAAGUAGGGAGCUGGACCGCCAUCCCCACGAGCUGGUAACAAGUUCCACCACCCCACGGUACUGGUGGAAACUACUGGAGCCAGAACUUCCAUCCCUGCCCAGUAGCUACGAGGAACCCCUCCUUUUGGGUGUGAGCGGGAGCCAAGUAGGGGAGCUGGACUUCUGUCUCCAUUUGGUCGUGAUGAAGCCACAACCCCCAGCCCCACCGUGCUCGCCCUGCCUCCUGAGCAGCGUCAGAGAAAGCCAGCUAAAAUAGAAGAUUUAAAUAAGUUCCAGAGGCUCACAACGUAAUAUGGCCACGUCAUUCCUUUGUCAUGAGGCCUCCUCGAAAGAUGUUGUCAGACAGCUGUGCCAAGAGAGCUUUUCCAGUUCAGCCCUUGGCUCGAGAAAGCUCUUGGCUGUUACAUGUUCCAGCUUGUCUGUGGCCCAGGAGGAGGCAGAACAAGGCUCCCCGUCUAUCCUGCAGCUGCUCCAGGCUCUGCACCGCCUCACCAGGCUAGUGGUGUUCCGUGACCUGUCCUCCGCCGAGGCGAUUCUGGCACUCUUUCCUGAAAAUUUCCACCCAAACCUCAAAAACCUGCUGACAAAAAUCAUCCUAGAACACGUAUCUACUUGGAGAGCUGAAGCCCAAACAAAUCAGAUCUCUCUGCCGCGCCUGGUCGACCUGGACUGGAGGGUGGACAUCAAAACCUCCUCAGACAGCAUCAGCCGCAUGGCCAUCCCUACCUGCCUGCUCCAGAUGAAGAUCCAGGAAGAUCCCAGUCUGUGUGGGGAGCAGCCCUCCACGUCAGCUGUCACCGUGGAGCUGAGUAAGGAGACCCUGGACACGAUGCUAGACGGGCUGGGCCGCAUCCGGGACCAGCUCUCCGCUGUGGCCAGCAAGUAACGCGGCCAGCCGGCCCCCAGCACACGCCGUCCUCGCAGCAGGCAGCGGUGGGGACAUGGGGGCUGCCAUCCAGAAGGCGCGGUUGGACCAGGCGGAAGCAGCCAGGCCCCCGCGCUGCUUUUUCCUCUUUCCAAAGUUGGAGCAGAAGCUGCUGACCUCCCGAGGCUCCUGUGUGGGACUUAAUGACCCCUGUGGCAGCAGGAGGGAGCGUUUGCUUGGUCAGCCGCCUCCGCCUGGCUGAUUGGAAAAUUCAGGCCCAAAUUGUGGCGCUCGUCUUAAUAAGUUCCUUUCGCUCUGAGGAGCUCAUUUCCAGCUCUGGAAUGCACACAGGGAGUCAGGUGGGUGACGCCAGCAGUUCUGCUUCUCUGUCAGAGAAGCCAGGCGGAUCCCACGGGGCAGGGCCCCCUCUGCGUGCCUGCCUGCCCUGAGUCCAGAGCCUUCCCGAGCUCCCUCAGCCCUGCGGGACCACCUGGCAGCGUAGGAAGUCUGAAAUGGGAGCUCAUUUCCUUCUCAUUGGAGCCAGAGGCCCCUUCCUUGAUGUAUUGCAGAAGUAGGAGUGAUUGGAAAUAAAUAACAGUUCUAGGAA
Molecule: messenger RNA, 1701 nt
Organism: Mesoplodon densirostris (Blainville's beaked whale)
Lineage: Eukaryota; Metazoa; Chordata; Mammalia; Artiodactyla; Ziphiidae
Gene: COMMD9
Product: COMM domain containing 9
Exons: 7
Coding region: 522-1115 (197 amino acids)
Source: RefSeq, a predicted model, not a curated record